UAGAAAUCUUGAGAUGAGUUGAUGAUCUACACUGUAGUACUUGAGUGGCCAAGUGUCUACACACAACACACGAGUUGUCAACAGCAGACUCCCAGAACCGAGCCAGGCGAGCGAUCGGUUCUAUGUCGCUUUCUCAGUGGAGCGCUGCUAUGUCCCUGAGCCCAAAGCAUACUACACCGUUUUCCGUCACAGAUAUACUCUCACCACUGGAUCACGAGAAUUACAAGAAGACAACCAUCGAGGCGGCAAUUCCGCCCCUCACCCCAUACCGUAAUACCCAACACCCCCAGAGCAUGACAGGCAUGGGUGGGAUGGGGGGCAUGAGUGUCCCCGUCACGAACCCCUACCACAACUACGUACCCCCCUUGUCUCACCACACCGGCUCCUUCCCCUCCCAGUACUGCCAAGGGUCGGAUCUGGCUUACGGCGACCCCACAAGACAUUCAACAUCAUCAUGGUACGGUACCAACCCGGAUCCCAGAUUCGCAUUUUCACGGCUGGCGAUGAACAGCUCCUGUGCAAUGUCCUCGAUGCCAAUGUCUGGAGGGAUGGGAACUGGCCUUGGUGGUCUGGACCAGAGCGGGAGGGGGAUGCAGUUUCCUUUGACCCAGAGACGCAAGAGGAGGGUGCUCUUCUCCCAGGCUCAGGUUUAUGAGUUGGAACGGCGCUUUAAGCAGCAGAAAUACCUCUCCGCUCCAGAACGAGAGCAUCUGUCUAGCAUGAUCAACCUAACCCCGACACAGGUUAAAAUAUGGUUCCAGAACCACCGCUACAAGUGUAAACGUCAACAGAAGGAUAAGGAAAAGAUGGAUCAGACAUCAAAGGAAAGCUCAAGCAGUGACAGCAAUCAGAACAAUGCCAGAUCGUCGUCGUCAUCGUCGUCAAACUCCCAGUCAGCUCAGGCAAACAACAACAAUAACGGUGGCAGCCAAACUUCUCAGUCAAACUCUAACAAUCCCUCCCCACGGCGGGUGGCCGUUCCGGUGCUUGUGAAGGAUGGGAAACCGUGUGCUAGUUCUGGGAGCAACGACGGAGGAGGAGGAGGUGGUGGUGGCCAACAUCAGCAGCAGCAGAGUCAAGGAGGGUCCAGUCACCCGACUGUGUCUCCUUCUCUACAGCACCAGACCUCUCUCCAUUCCUCUUGUGCUGUUUCCACUGCCAAGAACCUAUCUCACUCAAACACUCUUGGGUCUCCGACCUUAGCCGAGAUCUCCGGGUCCCUGUCACACUCUGGGGCGACCUCUCAGUCGAGCCACUCUGUGCUGCACCACGGCUUGGGUGGUUACAACUCCCCCGGCAUCAACUCCAACGCCCUCUCCUCUUCCCCGUAUCUGGUAAAUGGAAGAACUUGGUAACUGGAUAUAUUUCUUCCUUCUUAUGGACAUAAACACCAGGUGUUAUGUGAACUAUUCUUGUAUACUGUUGUGUCUCGUAUGUCAUAAACACCCCUCCCCUUCCACCCCCUUACUCACACAAAUACUCCUGUUGUUAAAUAUGCUCGUAAAAUUCCCAAUCUACCUAGCACCGGGUUUAUUUCUCCAAAGCAAAUUUGCUGCCGUUUAAUGGUCGUCAUAUCAAACUGUGACCAAAGCUGCAUCGCCGAAUGAAGGUUUUUAUAAUGGUGAGCGUGUUUGCCAAGUGCCAAUAUCCAUAUCAUAUAAACGUACAAGGCAAUAUUCCAAGGACCAAUCAAAUAGAUAUGAUAUUUAUAAAACAAUCUUUUAUUUCUUUUCUCGAACAAUAUAUCGGUACUCCAUUUGAAGAAAUUCCAGUAAUAUAGUGUCCUUCUCAGCAAUAAGGUCUUCAAUUGAAAACCUUCUUAUUAAAUUCUUUCUUUUUCAAACACUUAUUUCAAUAUCAUCAGAUCAGCAUGCAAGGAAUAUAUAGUUUUUGCAUCGUUUAUGAUCCUCCAUCAAUAUUUCAAGUUCAAAUGUUUUUAAAAUGAAAAAUGAUUAACGGCACAGUACUGUUAUGUUUGAUGGAGCAGUCGGAAUCAAGAUGUUUUGCAUACAUUUCGACCAGUAUAAAAUUAUUCAAUUUAUUUUUUAAUUUAUGGUGAAACUAUGCAUAAGUUAUUUACAUUAUAUCAUGUACUUCAUUCUGAAAAAAAUAAACCGAAUUAGUCAAGUAAAACUUAUUUAUAAUGAUUUGACAAUCCCGAACAUAGUGCCUGUCUAUUGGAGAUGGAUAAACGGAAUACAAUAUACACUUAAUUUGAGUGGACCAAACCACGGCCAACGUAUACAUUGUUCACGAUACUUGAUGAGCUGGGUAGCUUAAUCGAGCAGUUAUUCGACACAGAAUGAAUUUCAUUGUUGCGUGUGUCACAUGAAUAUGAGGGAAAACAGUGUUUAUCGAUCGGAAUAUACAGCACAAUGUGACUACAUUGAAAACGAGAGGGGUGGCAUUACUUGGUUUACUUUGAUAGGAGAAGAAUUGAUUAAAACACUUGAUUCCUUGGUGGGAAGGGCGGGAACGAACAAUUCUAUUUUGUCCUGAUAGACAUAAUCUGGACAGAAGCACUAGAAGAUUCAGAAGUGUGUUUAGUCCGUUUUAAAGUGGUUAACAUAUAUAUGUAAUAAAUAGUUCACUUUCUAAGAUAAUGAUCAUAUUUUACAUUUGAUUUUCAUAGUAACAUGCAUUAGACCCAUGCGUCAUGGCUGCUAGUGUUAUAAGUGUAUUCUGUCCCCAUUUUGUGAAAUGUUGUUUUCUGUUAAAUUUAGUGAUUUUAAAACAAUGAAUACGCAAUUUUAUCACAACAAGGUGUCAAUAUGCAGUAAACCCUUUUGUUUAUUGUGUUAGUUUUGUUAAAGUACUGGCUGUCUUGAUAUCAGGAUAACGUAAUAUUGAUAAUGGAUCAAUGUGUGACGUCAUUUGCUUACCUGGCACCAGGUGUCUGCACGUGCUAUGACACCUAUUUGAACAUUGUAUCCAUUUUAUGUGUUCCUCUUUUGUAAAAUAAUUUGAAUACAUCCUGAUCAUUUGCUGUUAUAUUAUUUGUUUAGGAACAAUGUAUUGUGAAGAUUGUCUCUGAAAGUGCAAUCAAUCGAUGUAAUAAUGACAUGCACAUUGCAGCAAAUUUGCUUUAAACGGAAUCAGGUGCUAGAACAUAUUGUUCAUGUCAUAAAUGAACAACGACCUGUCAUUCACCCGUGUAAGUUAUUAAUGUAGAUUUCAUUACAUUACCUUGACAACGUGUUUACUACGUUUGUUCAGAAAUUGUAUAUGGACAAUUCUUGCACCCUAUCCUUCAAGCGGCCAUGUUUGCAGGCGCUAGUUGAACUAGAACAGUUUUACAGCCCCUCCCCCCUUCUCAACCCACUAUAAACCGGGAUCCUGGUGUCAUUAAAUUGAGGCGGACAUGGGGGUUUAUUUACCCACGUUGUGUCCAAUACUUGCAAUAAGGCGUCUUGUCGGACCAGCGCAGGUUUUCGAUCUAUUGCGGAACAAUGUCCUUCGAUGUGUAGAUUUCAUAUUUUGUUCACCACUUAAGGCCUCUAGGCCCGUGGUUAACGUUAUUCAGAAAUAAAUUUUUCUUAUGUGGAA
Messenger RNA from Haliotis rubra (blacklip abalone), 3546 nucleotides. RefSeq names its product thyroid transcription factor 1-like. Gene Ontology annotation, cellular component: nucleus. The transcript is spliced from 2 exons. NCBI's taxonomy places the organism in Eukaryota, Metazoa, Mollusca, Gastropoda, Lepetellida, Haliotidae. Gene Ontology annotation, biological process: cell differentiation; regulation of transcription by RNA polymerase II. The record is from RefSeq and is a predicted model, not a curated record. Gene Ontology annotation, molecular function: DNA-binding transcription factor activity, RNA polymerase II-specific; RNA polymerase II cis-regulatory region sequence-specific DNA binding. The coding region runs from base 123 to 1355 and encodes 410 amino acids.